Messenger RNA from Styela clava, 1749 nucleotides. RefSeq lists its product as uncharacterized. The record is from RefSeq and is a predicted model, not a curated record. Lineage: Eukaryota; Metazoa; Chordata; Ascidiacea; Stolidobranchia; Styelidae. Gene Ontology annotation, molecular function: peptidase inhibitor activity. Gene Ontology annotation, cellular component: extracellular region.
GCCAACCAGUCAACUGUUUCGACAAUGUAGCCUUAGUCAAUAAUUGUGAAAUUUAUAAAAACACAUUUUUUUCAUCGCAUUUCCUGAGGGCUAAUUUAUUCUGCAUGAUUCGAUUCAAAUUAGCGUUCAGACUCUUCCUGAUGUCAUUGAGAUGAGUGCAGCUUCGCCAAACUCUGUCAAGAUGGAUAAAUAUUUCUGCAUUGCGAUCUUAUUCUCGUUUGCUGUUGCUAUCUAUGGGCAAUUAUUAACUGGCUCAGGGGUUUAUUGCAACACGAAAUGUGCAAAUGCAAACGAAAUUUGCUUUGGGACUGGUGUUAAUAGGUGCUAUUGCCCAGCCGGAUUCAAAGGUGACAACUGCAAUGAAGUUAACACCAAUUACAUUGACGCAACAUGUUUCGUACCACGCCCGUUAUUGGACUCUUGUGACGAAGCCAUUGAUCAAUGCCAAGGAAAUUGUCCCUCGAACACUGAAUGCUGUUCAGAUGGAUGCACUUUAUCCUGCCGAUCUCUUCCUCCUCCAACCUGCACAUCAACCGUGGAAUGUACGGAAAAUAAAAUUUGCUACCAAUCCCUACCGCCAAUGAGCAGUUGUAGUUGUCCACUUGGAUUUACAGGGGAUGAUUGUACUGAUCGACUGACUUUCGGCUACGACAACAGAUGUCCUUUACCGACUGAUCCAGUCAAUCUUUGCGCGGUAUCCGAAUUCGUCUAUGAAUGCGUCGUUAAUGAUCCAAGUCGCAUGUGUCCGGACGGAGAAAUAUGUUGCGUUGGAUCAAAUGGAUGUUCAUAUGAAUGUUUUCCAACAGGCUGUAAAAACGCCGUUGAUCUUAAAACAUGCACUGAUCAGGGGAAACUCUGCAUAGACGAUGAUUCUAAUGAAAGCUUCACAUGUCAAUGCCCAUACGGAUACAGCGGAGAUAUGUGCGCCACACCAUUUUCCGGUUUUGAUGCGAUGUGUCCAUUUCCCGAAGUUUCUGGAAAUACUUGCGAUGAGUUUGAAACCCCGGCCUGUACGGAAUCUGGCGAUUGUCAAGAAGGUGACGUGUGCUGUUCAACAGGUUGUGGAACGACUUGUGUGAAUUUUUCAGAUGGAGCAUGUCGUCCCGGGGAGUUUAUGAUUCAUAACUGUCCUGAUGUAUGUCAAUUUUCUAGCUGCGUGAAGUAUCCGUCUGCAAUUUGUAGAGUUCGACCUUGCAGUGGGUGCUGGGCAAGGUGGUACAUCCAGCAGGGAGAUAUCACAGCAUACUGUGGUUAAGUCGUGGGUAAAGGAUGAAUGGAAAAAUAUAUACUAACGAUGAAUACAACUACUAACUAAUGAAAAUUACGAUCUCAAAUUGACAGAAGGCGCAGCAAAAUGUAUCUUUGCCACUCUAAAAUUUGCAUGAGAGCACUGCAAGUUUGAAAAGUUCAACAUUUUUAUUUAAAAUCUUGGAAAUUGAAAAUACAACAAUGGACUAUAAUUUCAGUUAAAACGUUCAGACUAUACAACUGGCCCUGGUAUAACCAGACUAUGGGCGCCAACUCGCGAAACCACUCCUCAUAAUCACCACUUGAAAUUUUGCAAUGGUAAAGUAUAGGAAGGAUUUUCUGGGGGUCAAAGGUUGGGGAAAUAUCCAUUGUAAUGUGUAUUGAUAAAAUAUUUGGUGUGUUAUAUAAUGUAUACUUUAAUAAAUGCAUUGUUUGGUGAAAUAUUCGUUGUUACAAGAGAUGCUCUUGGUUAGUUUUACUGCGCAUCUUUUCAUGAAUUAA